AUGGGGCAGGAGGUGAGCCAGAGCGAGGAGAUGGAUUUGGCGCAAAUUCAGGAUCUUUGCAUCAUUUUCUUGAAGGAGUGUCCGAGCGGGGCCUUGCACCUGCACGAGUUCAAGAGGAUCUUCGGGGUGCCGAGUUCCUCCGAAGAGGAGUCGCUGUACAUCGAGACGUUAUUCCACUCCUUCGACACAAAUCAGGAUAACGCUCUGGAUUUCAUCGAGUAUGUGGCAGCUCUCAACUUAAUCUUAAGAGGGAAUAUUGAAGACCGACUAAAGUGGUCCUUCAAGUUGUACGACAAGGAUGGUAACGGCAGGUUGGACCGACAUGAAGUGAAGCGCAUCAUAAGGAUUCUUCACAAAAUCAAAUUCCAGAAGACUAACGCCAGCAGCAUGACGCCGUCUCAAAUCUGUGACCGGAUCUUCGAGCUGGUCGACCAGAACGCUGACGGUCAGAUAACGCUGUCAGAGUUUAUGGAGGGGGCUCAGAAGGACGAGUGGCUGAUGAACCUGCUGAAGUUGGACGUAGACGCCAAAGGUUGGGUCAUACAGAACUGCGGAAAGACGUCCUGA
Messenger RNA from Trematomus bernacchii (emerald rockcod), 567 nucleotides. RefSeq names its product guanylate cyclase activator 1g (gene guca1g). Gene Ontology annotation, molecular function: calcium sensitive guanylate cyclase activator activity; calcium ion binding. Gene Ontology annotation, biological process: visual perception. The coding region runs from base 1 to 567 and encodes 188 amino acids. The transcript is spliced from 4 exons. Lineage: Eukaryota; Metazoa; Chordata; Actinopteri; Perciformes; Nototheniidae. Gene Ontology annotation, cellular component: cone photoreceptor outer segment; photoreceptor inner segment. The record is from RefSeq and is a predicted model, not a curated record.